CACAAGCAAACACAGAGAGGGAUCGAGAGAGGGACGGUUGAGAGUGAGAUGAUGAAGUGGUUGGAUGAAUGGCAGCCAGCUUUUCUUAUGGUUGUCAUUGAAUUUGCUUUAGCUACUGUAAAUGUACUUCUUAAGAAAGUUGUUGAUGAUGGAAUGGAUCAUCUGGUUCUUAUUACCUAUCGGACUUUAUUUGCCGCAGUUUUCUUAGCCCCCAUGGCCUACUUCUGGGAGAGGAAAACUAGGCCUAAACUCACAUCUCGAAUCUUGUGUCACUUGUUCAUAAGUGCCAUGCUUGGGGCGACGGUUACACAAUACGGUUUUCUUCUUGGGCUUCAAAAUACCUCGGCGACAUUUACAUGCGCCUUCAUCAACAUGGUGCCUGUGCUCACAUUUCUAAUGGCUCUACCUUUUGGGUUAGAAGAGGUGGAUAUUAAAAGUAUGAGUGGCAGCAUAAAGGUUUUUGGCACAGUUGUAAGUGUAGGUGGUGCGAUGGUGUUGACACUCUACAAAGGAAUGCCAAUAACAAAUAUUUCGGAUUCUAGAGAAACAAUAACCUCAAUUCAUACAACUAAUCACUUAAAUUGGUUGAACCCGAAUAACAAAACCGAACGCUGGACGAUUGGAACAAUAGCUCUGAUUUUUGGUUCAGUAUUUUGGUGUUCAUGGUUUCUUAUUCAAGCCAAAAUAGGUAAAAUGUACCCAUGUCAGUACUCGAGUACUACUAUUAUGAGCCUGUUCGGUGCAAUUCAAUCAGCUCUAUUAAGCUUUGCUACGAAUCAGCACUAUUCUUCAUGGGUUCUGAAAGGAAAAAUUCAGACCAUAACUGUCUUAUACUCGGGGAUCGUGGGGACAGGGUUGAGCUAUGUAGGUAUGGCAUACUGUGUGAAGAAAAGAGGUCCUGUUUUUACUGCCGCCUUCAGUCCUCUGAUUCAAAUCGUAGUAGCCAUAUUCGAUUUCUCAAUUUUGCACGAACAACUUCAUCUCGGAAGUGUUCUGGGAUCGAUUCUCGUCAUCCUUGGUCUAUAUAUUCUUUUGUGGGGUAAGAGUAAAGAAGCAAAAGCUUGUGUAACCAAACAAGUUACAGACGUCGAAGAUUUUGGGGAGAUCGAUCAAGCAACUAAGGUGUGACUAGUCACCUUGAAAUCAAUUGGUGUCACUGUCACAUAUAUUUGGUUUUAACUCUGUCAUCAAUUGAUCUAUGUAACAUAGUAGGUUCUCAUGGAUUAGCAGUUCUUUGUGUUUCUUUAGCUUUACCAAAAAUAUUUUCAAGAAACCCGAAAACAUCCUAUUACAAUAUACAUAAAAAUGUAGAAAUCAACAUAAGCAUGUAGCAUU
Molecule: messenger RNA, 1335 nt
Organism: Papaver somniferum (opium poppy)
Lineage: Eukaryota; Viridiplantae; Streptophyta; Magnoliopsida; Ranunculales; Papaveraceae
Product: WAT1-related protein At3g30340-like
Exons: 6
Coding region: 49-1128 (359 amino acids)
Cellular component (GO): plasma membrane
Molecular function (GO): transmembrane transporter activity
Source: RefSeq, a predicted model, not a curated record